AUGGCAAAAGAUAGUAAGCAGAGUGUUGUUCUUGUCUCCGUAGAAGGAGAGAGGUUCACUGUGGAACGUAAGAUUGCAGAAAGGUCUCUUCUGCUUAAAAAUUAUUUGAAUGACAUGCAAGACAACGGGCUUCAAAGUGGCAGUGAUUCCGAAUCUGAUGAGGAAGGUGCGGACUCUGAAGACGAGAUUGUGAUGCCUGUUCCAAAUGUUAGAUCUUCUGUUUUGCAGAAGGUGAUUGAAUGGGCAGAACACCACAGAGACUCGAAUUUUCCAGAUGAAAACGACGAUGACGCACGCAAAACGGCGCCAGCAGACCCCUGGGACCGUGAGUUUCUGAAAGUGGACCAGGAAAUGCUCUAUGAGAUCAUGCAAGCCGCUAAUUAUCUGAAUAUCAAGCCUCUACUGGACGCAGGUUGCAAAGUGGUUGCAGAGAUGAUACGUGGCAGGACUCCUGAGGAGAUCAGACGAACCUUUAACAUCGUGAACGACUUCACCCCAGAGGAAGAGGCUGCCAUCCGACGCGAGAACGAAUGGGCCGAGGAUCGUUGA
Molecule: messenger RNA, 549 nt
Organism: Lachancea lanzarotensis
Lineage: Eukaryota; Fungi; Ascomycota; Saccharomycetes; Saccharomycetales; Saccharomycetaceae
Gene: SKP1
Product: LALA0S05e03906g1_1
Exons: 1
Coding region: 1-549 (182 amino acids)
Biological process (GO): mitotic cell cycle; SCF-dependent proteasomal ubiquitin-dependent protein catabolic process
Cellular component (GO): nucleus; cytoplasm
Molecular function (GO): cullin family protein binding
Source: RefSeq, a predicted model, not a curated record